Messenger RNA from Neltuma alba, 2298 nucleotides. Its product is annotated as cation/H(+) antiporter 5-like. Gene Ontology annotation, molecular function: antiporter activity. Bases 1 to 2298 code for a protein of 765 amino acids. Gene Ontology annotation, biological process: proton transmembrane transport; regulation of pH. The transcript is spliced from 3 exons. Gene Ontology annotation, cellular component: endomembrane system; membrane. The record is from RefSeq and is a predicted model, not a curated record. NCBI's taxonomy places the organism in Eukaryota, Viridiplantae, Streptophyta, Magnoliopsida, Fabales, Fabaceae.
AUGACUGCCAAUGCGACAAUAUUUUUGACACAGAAGCUGUUGAAUGCAUCGAAUAAUGAUGAGACGUAUGAAGUUUGCAUGAAGACUCCACCCGACAUAGUUUCAGAUGGCCUCUGGGGUGGCCAAUUUACUGGUAGGACCCCAAUGAGGUCUGCUUUACCUCUUUUUCAAUUGCAGGCUGGUCUGAUUUUAGGGCCUUCGUUUGAUAAUAAGUCAUUCAAUUUGAAUCGCUACAGGGAGAUGUUGUUUCCAUUUGGAAGUCAAAACGUACUUGCAGGAGUAACAUCAAUUGGAUAUGCUUUCUUCGCAUUUGUAACAUCUGUGCAGAUGGAUUUUAGCAUGAUCACAAGAACAGGGAACAAAAUUUGGGGCAUUGCCUUAAUCGGAUUGGUAGCGCCUGUGCUGGCCGGUCUUUCAUGCUUGUCAUGGUUCUAUGAACCCUUAAAGGUUGCCACGGGACCACAUUUAUGGGACCUCAAGGUUACGGCGUUAUCACAUAGUGUAACUGCAUUUCCUGUGGUUGCUUGUUUUCUCAAUGACCUGAAAAUCGUAAACUCUGAAUUGGGGAGGCUGGCUUUAACCACAGCCUUGGUGAGUGACAUAACUAGCUUAACAAUAAUAAGUCUUGGGACUGCCUUAGCAUACAACGUUGACGGUAAAAUGGACUUCGUGAGCUUGGCAUUUUGUGCCGCCUUUGUUGUCCUCAUUCCAUUAAUAUCCAGACCAGCUAUGUUUUGGGUCAUUAAACGUACUCCGGAAGGAAGACCUGUGAAGGAUCAUUACAUAUUUAUCAUCAUCGGAGUGGUCCUAGCUCUUGGUUGGAUUUCACUAAUAUUGCACCAGGAAUUCAUCUUAGGACCUUUCAUCUUUGGAUUGUCUGUCCCUGAAGGGCCUCCGUUGGGCUCUGCCUUGGUUAAGAAGCUUCAGCUGUUUAGCAUGUGGUUCCUUUUGCCAAUCUUUGUGACAACUUGUGCCAUCAAGGUUGAUUUUUCAAUAGACUAUACAUUGACACAGGUUUUAACCAUUGUUGCCUUCAUCCUUAUGACCCAUUUGGUCAAAAUAUUAGCCCAUUUGCUAACUUCCCUGUGUUGCAAGAUGCCCUUACGUGAUGGUUUGAUAAUUGCCCUCAUUUUGAACUGUAAAGGAGUAGUGGAAGUAUUCUGGUACCAUGGUGUAUAUGAUGAAAAGAUUUUGAGUGGUCAGGCUUAUGGAGUCUUGAUGGUGUCUGUCCCGAUCAUAGCAAGCAUUACGCAAUUGUUGGUGAAAUACUUGUAUGAUCCUGCCAGAAAAUACACUGGCUAUCAGAAAAGGAACAUUAUGAGUCUGAGAUCCGGCGGUGAGCUGAGAAUGGUCGCUUGCGUUCAUAAAGCACCCCACAUAUCUCCUAUCACGGAUUUCCUUGAUCUCUGCAAUCCAACAGAAGAAAAUCCUAUCACUGUGGAUGUAUUGCAUCUAAUUGAACUAGUUGGGAGGUCGUUGCCCGUUUUCGUCCCACAUCGUCUUCAAAAGACAGUCUCAGGCUCACUCAAAUCUUACUCAGACAAGGUCAUUCUAGCUUUUGAUCUUUACGAACGUGAGACCCCAGGCGUAUCAGUAAACACUUACACAGUGAUCUCUCCACCUCACCUGAUGAAUGAAGAUGUCUGUAUCCUGGCUUUGGACAAACUUGCAUCCAUGAUAAUCCUUCCAUUCCAUCGAAGAUGGUCUGCUGAUGGUAGAAUUGAGUCUGAUGACAAGAACACCAGGUCAACAAACUUGAAGCUCCUGGAAAGAGCUCCCUGUUCCGUUGGAAUUCUCGUAGGUCGUGCUUCACUUCCAAAAGAUUCCUCGAUAAGGUUAGCCAUGGUGUUUCUGGGAGGGGAUGAUGAUAGAGAGGCUUUGUGCUUAGCCAAAAGAGCAGCUAAGGAUCCAAAGGUCACCCUUGUUGUGUACCACCUUGUUGGCUACGAAGAUUCAGGAACAUCAGACUUGGAAAACAUCCUCGACAGAUCGUCGCUGAAAGAUGUGAGGCAAGAUUAUCCUGGUCUGAGUAAUGUAACAUACAGAGAGGUUUCUUCUAAUGACGGGACAGAAACAUCUGCUUUUCUUCGUAACAUAGUAAACGGGCAUGACUUUUUCAUAGUUGGGAGAAGGCAUGAGAUCAACACGCCUCAAACAUCUGGGCUUUCCCAGUGGAGUGAAUUUCAAGAGUUAGGCUCCAUUGGCGAUUUGCUUGCUUCAUCAGAUUAUGGAGGCAGGGCUUCUGUGUUGGUGGUGCAACAACAAGUCUCCAACCCUAAAAUAACGUGGAAGUUUUAG